AUGGUGGAGUGGGAUCUCCUCCAAAUUGUAUUCCCCGAUCCUGCCACUGCUGCCCGGAUUCGGAAGAGCUCUCCUUGGAUUUUUGAAAAGUUCCUCAUCCAUGUGCAGGCAUGGGAACCGCCCACUAGGAUUUUGGCGGCGUCGCUGGUCAAGGUUCCCCUGAUGGUGCAAUUUUGGGGGAUUCCCUACUACUGCUGUACGGAGAAGCUGGGCUCGAUGCUUGGUGCUUCCCUGGGACCAGCAGAUCCUGCUUUGGUGCAUCGAUCGACCUCUUCGGGUGGCCUCUAUAUCAGGGCAAAAGUGACUCUUGAUCUUCUUAUGCCUCUCCCUGAUGAAGUGUCUGCGGCUCAUGAAAAUCCCUCUAAAGGUAGCUUCAAAUCAAAGUUGCAUUAUGAAGCCCUUCCACAGUUUUCUUUUUUGUGUGGUGUGGUUGGCCAUGUGAGUCGUCUGUGCCCAAGGAAGGAAGAGUUGGCAGGGGCUCCUCCUCGUUAUGGGAAGCAUAUGGUCGCUCGAGAAUUCGGCCCUCGCGUCAACGAAACAACUCUGGCUCGGUGUCGCAAACGUUUUGUUUUCACCUUGGCUGGCAACAGUUCUGGGCCUCGAUCGGCGGCAAGUUCUCACAAGCCCACUGCUGCACCUCUCUUGGCUGCUGCUUCUGGUCAGGAUCAAGGCUUGUCUAAGGGGAUGACUUCUCAUCUCUGUCAGCUGCAAAUUUCAGAUGUGCCUUUUGACGAGAAGAGUGCCCAGUCCGCCUCUUGGGAUGUUUCUUAUGACCAGGAGAUGAUCGAGGCUUCCGAGCCUCCUUCCAAGAAGGCUCGUCUUGUGACUCAGGAGCAAGAUUCUUCUAUUUUUCAGCAUGUCAGGGUGGAGGAAGCCGGCCCAAACCCGUUCCAAAUCGAUAAAUGA
Molecule: messenger RNA, 906 nt
Organism: Linum trigynum
Lineage: Eukaryota; Viridiplantae; Streptophyta; Magnoliopsida; Malpighiales; Linaceae
Source: the annotation of a GenBank genome assembly